Molecule: messenger RNA, 3140 nt
Organism: Dermacentor silvarum
Lineage: Eukaryota; Metazoa; Arthropoda; Arachnida; Ixodida; Ixodidae
Product: vasopressin V1a receptor
Exons: 2
Coding region: 484-1722 (412 amino acids)
Biological process (GO): G protein-coupled receptor signaling pathway
Cellular component (GO): membrane
Molecular function (GO): G protein-coupled receptor activity; peptide binding
Source: RefSeq, a predicted model, not a curated record
GAAAGGAAAAAAGUUGUUGGCCAACGUCAGCAGGGUCGUCGUCGCCACCGAUCGGUCACGACGGAGAACACAGCGUCGCGUCGGCCACUGUGUCCCGUGCAAGUCAUCACGACGGCAGCACCGUCUCUGGAAGGCUAGCGUAAGCUUCAGGACGCCCUAAAAUUGGUUACCAGCAGAAGCCCCAAGAAAAUCAAGCGACUAAGACGUCAAAGCCGCUUUCUGUCGUGAGCAUCGUAUGAAGCCGCUAAGAAUUCCUAUUGCUCCAUCACUGUUUUUCAUCGCAUUCGCGGACGACUGGCAGGCCACAACUAAAAGAGAAGGUCUCAAUUGCUGAUAGUGUUGCAAGACGACCAAGUGUCAAGGAAUUUAAGCUACCAGUGAGACAUUAUAUCUGCCAAGGAACCCUAAAUCUGUACUUGGUAAGCGCAGCCCAUCGCUAUUAUUGUGGCCCAUCUCGAUGGUGAUGGGGCGAGACCGACAUCUAUGCUGGGCAACAGCGCCGACGUUAGCACGAUGUCGUCGGAACUCGACGCGCUCUCCGGCUCCGACAACGAGACGGCGUCGGAAGCGCCGGUCACAGCCGAAGAUCUUUUCGGCCCACUUUACGCCAAGACGCUGCGGAUCGCGCUGCUCAGCGUCAUGCUCGUGCUGUCACUCCUGGGCAACUCGAUCGUGUGUCAUCGCCUCCUGAUGUCGCGGCGGCACCGAAUGUUCAAGGCACAGGUGCUCUUCCUGAACCUAGCCUUCGCCGACCUUCUCGUCACUCUGGUCACCAUGAGCUCGCAGUUGGUGUGGGAGGUCGUGGGCCGCGUCUGGGUCGCUGGAGACGUCGCCUGCCGGUUGUUCAAGGUGCUGCAGACGUUUGCGCUGGUCUCCUCCACCUACAUGCUGGUUGGCAUCGCGGUGGACCGCCACUGCGCCAUCUGCAAGCCGCUGGCGCCGGCGCCCAAACCUCGGUCGCUGGUCGCAGCCUGCUGGCUUCUGUCCCUCGUUCCGUCCCUACCCAACAUGUUCAUGUUCCGGCUCGUCGUGAUCCGGGACGAGUGCUACUGUGCCUCCGUCUUCUACAUCUACCAGGACUCCGUGGUCCCGCGCCAGGCCUACAUGGCAUUCGUCUUCACGCUUGUGUUCAUAUUGCCGCUGGUGGCUCUAGUGAUACCGUACUCGUGCAUCCUGUAUAGGAUGUGGAAGAUGGGCAGCACCGCUACGUCUCGGCAGCGAGGGGACGCUGCUUCGUCGGCCGGUGACCGCGUCGAAAGUGCGAGGACUACUCUGCCCAAGGCACGCUUGCGUACUCUCAAGAUGGCGAUAAUUAUAUUUGUGGCGUUUGUCGUGACGAACCUCCCCUACAUGGUGCAGGAAAUGUUGCUAGCGUUCGCGCCGAACAUCUCGCUCGAGCCCCACGUGGUCGCCGUGUUUGGCGUCAUCUCAGCCUCGAACAGUGCCGUCAACCCGUACGUCUUUCUGGCCUUCAACGGCGGCGCUGCUGCCUUCGGGUGUGACACCCACGUACGCGUCUUGUGGCGCCGCCUGGCGUGCUCUUCGGGCUCGAGGCGAACCACUGCCACUUUUCGCACCGCCUGGUCGACUUUGCAGACUCGCAACAAGAGGCGUUCGCCAACGGUGAAAAUGUUCCCUUCUCCCAACGACUGCGAGUGCGGCGAAGCGCAGCAGAAACACCCAGAAAAAGACAGAAUGGCAUCACUGGGAGACUGCAUUUAGCUGCAUGUUCGUAGUAUUUAUACCAUUUCUUUUCUUGGUACGAGUUGCAAGCAGAGCAGGAAGUUAUGACGCUUCGUGUUGCGAACGUGACUGCUGAACAACACAUCAGCAAGUGUAACUCUUAUUGCGGGAUUCAGCGCACCAACGGACAACAUGCACAUUGAUUGCAUAAUGAGAGGUGACAGUUGGUAUUGUAAGAUAUAUUCAGCCUUACUCCACAAUCUUGCUAUUUAUCGCAAGAUUUUCAUGCUGGUUAUCACCAUGGUUGUGAAUUUGAAAGCACAAAGAUCAAAGGUGAAUCUUUGAUAGAAAUGUACCUGGCUGACAAGAAAUACGCGAACGAAAUUUAAUGAGGAUCUACAAACUUUUGGUUUACAGUUCCAAAGAUUUCGUGGCGUAGCUUUUCAUUCAAAAUUUGAUCUGUAACUUCUAUCUAUGUAUUAUUGCUUAGAGCUUAUUCUAAGGGAACAACGGCAUAGAUAUGUCAACUGUUUCUGUGAUUUCUAUAUAGCAAAGUCACCAGAACACAAAAUCGCUGAGAGAAUCUUGGGAGAGAACGACGAAAGACCCAAAUAUCGGGAGUUUGGGUAAGUUCGAAGAUCCACAGCAAAUUUUUCAGCACCAUAUUUUGCCUGUAUCAAGUCAAUAAGAGAAAGGGGCGUCAGUAGAAUCCACGUACGACACCAAAGUCGGCUCCUCAGAGCCUGAAACGUAAACCAGGUGUGCAUGUUUCGCAGACGAUAGUACGUAGUUUUUAUACACCAAUGCUAACAUCACCACACACAAAGCUCCGUGUCUGGAGGUGGCUGUCUAUGCGCCGCCUUGCUUUUCUGUGGAACAGUGCCGCGUGUUGGUAGUGCUUAGAUUCAAUGCAGUAAGGUAUCGAUUUGGACUAGUUGGAAUGGAUGCAAACUUGAAAGACUCUCGGUAAACGAAGGGAACACGAUAAGUUGAACUGUGCGCUAUUCGUGUCCUUAUUUCCGUGUCACCGUCGUUUCAAUUUUUUUAGCUCAUUUAAAGUAUGCACGGCAAGGUUACACCAUGUUUAAACACAAAUCUACCAGGGCUAUUGGAACAGCUUUCUUUUCAUUUGGGUAAGACUACAUCAAAGUUUUGAAGAAACGCAGAAUGCUCGGCGUUUCAGAAUGCACCAACCAUUUCCCGCGACACUGUUUGCAGAAAAUGCCCUAUUGCGAGAUAGAAAAUGUUGUCAUCGAUAUGUACGGUAAUGUUUAUAGGUCUCAAAGAAGAUCGUAUAUUUAUUGUAGCUCGCCCGCGCGUUUUUAUUGGCGUGUUUUGGCGUUUUGUCUAGAUGUUCUGAUUAACUGCCUCGUCACUUUCAUUACAUCAAUGGCAGCGACUAGGCGUUAUGCGGGUUACUAUAUAUACUGCUCAUUAUUUUAGUACGGGCAGUGGAA